UUUUGUUGUUUCUGCUUUAAAUGAGAUUUCAAUAAAAGAGCGUUCGACAGUAGAAAAGUUGCACUCCAAGUAGAAAGAUGUUUAAGACGUUGGGAAUAUUUUUAUUGCUGCUUAUUGCACAAAUCAACGCCACAUGUGUGAUUGAUGCAGCAUAUGGUCAAUCAACUAAUCGGAUUUUUGCAACAAUCUCUAGGAAUCGACUUGAAAUACUGCGCAAGAAUGCAGUGCCAAAUGGAACCAAACUGAGAGUCUUGUGCAGUGCAACAAAUUAUGUUGAUAGCACUUGCCGAAAUGGCCAAUUUAAUCCCGCACUGCCAACAACCAAUUGCAGUCCAAAGCCCGAUCCAAAGCAUGAGGCUGUGCCAGAUGCUAGCUGUCCUGCCCCUGCAACCAUGUAUCGAAUGGGCUAUAGAUUGGGUCCGAAUGAUUUUCUGGAGAUAUAUAGAAGUUGCUACGAUGUCACAUCCCAAAGGUCGCUGUUUUCCAUACACCAAAUUGACAGCGACACAAUGAAUCCACCUCGCACUGGUUGUUGGCGUGUUACUGAUGUUGUUGUCAUCAUUCCAUCAUUCCAGGCCAAAAACAUUUAUAGGCGAUUCAACGAAAUAUUUAAUAAUCAACAGACUUACAUCACGAGUCCUGGACGGCCAUAUAAAUUCAAUCGCGGCCAUUUGACGCCCUCGGCUGACUUUGGUUUCUGCGAUCAAAUGAGAGCCACAUUCAGGUAUAUCAAUGUGGUGGCUCAAUUUGCCGAUGUGAACGACAGCAAUUGGUCGAGAGUUGAGAACUGGGUGCGUCGCAUGCGAGAUCGUUAUGGAAAAAUGACUGUUUGCACGGGAGGAAUUGGUGUGCUGGAGCUCGAUGACGUCGCUGGAAAUCCGAGAGAUAUUUAUCUGGUGAGGGGCAAUCGCAAUCCGGUACCCGAAUGGACUUACAAGAUUAUUCGAUCCCAUUCAAAUCGAAAUGUGCAUUACGCUGUUAUCACCUAUAAUCAUGCCGAGAAUCCAGUUCAACCCGCUUCCUUAUGCACACCGUUGUCAUGUGUUAGUCUGGGCUUGCAAGUGAGUCCAGCCCCGAAUUCUGGAUAUACCUACUGCUGCGAUGCAAAUGAUUUUAUUACCAGAAAUGUGCAAAAUUUGCAGAAUGUUUGUUAAAGAAUUUUCCUGAAACUUAACUUGAAAUUAAUAGAAUAUAGUUGAUGUUAAAGUAUAUUUAAAUUUCUACAUAAAUCAAAUAUGUUAAUAACAAUGAUCAAUUUUAUAAAAGAUCAUAAGAAAGUGUAAUACUGAGAUUGUAAAAAAUAGGACGAUAAUGUCGUCUUCAGGACUAAGUACACUACAUCUAAAUCUGGAUCUACAAAUAAGUAACGUGAAAUUACCUGCGAAUGUCGUUCCGUAAAAAUAUGAACCCAAUCCAGUUAGCAUAAAUUAUUUUUUCCAAGAAAACAUUAGGGGUAAACAAUUAGUAGGGAUAAACGCGAUCCACAAGGUAAAUACCUGUAAGGUAAAAAAUACCUGUAAGGUAAAUACCUGUAAACAUAAAUAUCAAUGUUUCUAGGAUAAUUUAACGUUAUAAACAAGCGAGUCGAGUCCCUUGCCUUCAGUCGCAUUUGAAAUUCCUUCUUGUGCACAUCAUUUUGUCCACAUCAAAAAACUUAAAGAAAUAGACUUUGUGAGAGUAACAAAGGGAGA
Drosophila nasuta is the source of this 1691-nucleotide messenger RNA. RefSeq lists its product as uncharacterized. Gene Ontology annotation, biological process: apoptotic DNA fragmentation. The record is from RefSeq and is a predicted model, not a curated record. Gene Ontology annotation, molecular function: nucleic acid binding; metal ion binding; single-stranded DNA endonuclease activity. The transcript has 3 exons. The coding region runs from base 78 to 1154 and encodes 358 amino acids. Lineage: Eukaryota; Metazoa; Arthropoda; Insecta; Diptera; Drosophilidae. Gene Ontology annotation, cellular component: mitochondrial inner membrane; nucleus.